Messenger RNA from Epinephelus lanceolatus (giant grouper), 6490 nucleotides. RefSeq names its product MAP7 domain containing 2b (gene map7d2b). Gene Ontology annotation, biological process: microtubule cytoskeleton organization. The record is from RefSeq and is a predicted model, not a curated record. NCBI's taxonomy places the organism in Eukaryota, Metazoa, Chordata, Actinopteri, Perciformes, Serranidae. Gene Ontology annotation, cellular component: microtubule cytoskeleton.
CUUUACAUACUGACCCAACAAUGGCAGUUAUAACGAUACUGUUUUAAAUGCGCUUUGUGCAAAAAAAAUAAUCGCUACACCAUCUCAGUAGACAUCCAUGCUAGCUCUGAGGCAUAUGGUUCCCCUCCCCUCGCCGUCUCUCUACCAUCGGCUCCCGACUCCGAGCAUCCGUCUUUUCCCUGAGUCACUGUGUAGCCCCAGCGGUCUCCUGUGUGGGUUUCAGCGGCUCUCUGGCUCCUGUCAGGUCCUUCUGAUGAAAAUAGUCGACGACGUUUGAAAUGACUGAAGUGGCUCCAGGCUACCCCGACAUGACAGCGCUGGCCCCUCCUCCUGCACCACUGAUCACCAGUAGGAAUGCAUCUCCUGCUCGAUCACCAUCCAAACCCAGCAGCCCUUCAGGCUCCCAGCUGCAUUUAGCAAAAGAGCAACGGGAGGAUGGAGAGAAGACCCAAGAGAUUUCAGAAUUGCUGCGUGAUAAGGAGCGUCGUGUGCAGCAGCAACUGGAUCGCUGCGCCGAGGAGCGAGGGAGGAAAUUGGAGCAGCAGAGGAGGAAGGAGCGCCAGCGCCAGGCGGCAGCUGUGGAGAAAAGAAGGCAGCAGCAAGAGGCAGAGAAGGAGAGGCUGGAGGCCCUGGUCCGCCGGAGAGCCGGAGGUGCCGAGAGACGAGGAGGAGGUGUUGGAAAUGGAGGGGGGGAGGCUCGGGACCACCUGGAUAACAGGCCUAAACGCUGGACAUGGGGAGGACCGCCUGAUGGAGUGGAGGGUAACCCUAAGACCCCGCCCUGCAAUGCCAUUGGCUCUGCUCAGCCCAAUGAGCUUCCUGCUGCUUCCAGCACCAGCCAAUCCCGUAACGUCGGUGACUUCCUGUCUCCACCCGGGAUGGAUCAACCAAUCAACAAACAGCUCUCCAACUCUUCAGCUGCCCUGCAUUCACCAGAGAGAGUGUCUUCUGUGUCCCAUCGAACAGCUUCCCCCAACCAACACAGACCGUAUAGAAGUUCCUCCAACCGCAGGAGCAUCGCUGGACUCCCUGAAGAGACGUCUAGAGCCAAAACACCCACGGGAGACACUCCAAACACACCGGCCCGCAGUUCUUCCUUCAGGGCCAACAGCAAGGGCCCUGCCACACCGAAACGGGUGAGGUCAAACAGGAGCCGCCCCCAGUCACCCUGCUCCCCUGGCCAGUAUCCCCCCUCCCCACUCCGGCAAAGGGCCACCACCCCUGGCACCGACGAUAGGGGUCACUCUGAGGUCAAAGGGCACAGCACCCUGGAGAGAAAAUCUACCAAAUCUGAGACCUUGGAGAGGAAGAUUCCCAAAUCCACCAGCAAAGAACUCAAUGCAGAGUCUCCGGGCACGCCCACAGGCAGGAGUGUUGGUGGAACGACAGAUGCUGAGGAAGCGUCCAGACUGCUGGCAGAGAGACGACGUCUGGCCCGAAUACAGAAGGAGCAGGAGGAGAAACAGCGUCAGGAGGAGGAGAGGCAGAGGGCUGAGGAGGAGCAGAGGAGGCAGCAGGAGUUGAGAGAGAGGCAGGAGAGAGCCGCUCAGCAGGCCGAGGAGGAGAGACUGAGGCGGGAGGAGGAAAGAAGGAACAGAGAGGACGAGGAAAGACGGCAGAAGGAGCAGAGAUGGAAGGACAUGCAGGAUCAGCUGGACAGAGAGAGGGAGGAGGCCUUCCUGCGAGCCCAGAAGGAGGCAGAGAGGAAGAGGCAGGAGAGAGAGCUGCUGCACAUCCAGGAGGAGCAAGAGAGACUGCAGAGGAAGAAGAGGAUUGAGGAGAUCAUGAAGAGAACACGGAAGAGUGAAGUGGAGCAUCUGCCUGGUGCUGCAGCGUCUGACAUAAGGUCAGAAGUUGCAAUCCCUUCGGAGGAGGACACCCCGACUCCAGCUGAAGCCCCUGUCAUCAUGCUUGGACCCCUGGAGAAUAAGAGCUGUGUGGAUGAGCUGUCUGAUGGAGUCCAAUCCAUGGACGUCAGUUCUCCAUCUGUCUCCAUCAGUCCAGUGUCCAGGGACGAGCAGCCUAGCGCUCAUGAGUUUUCCCCUCUCACUGAAGAGCAUGUGAUGGACCUUGAUGCCCAGCGAGGACAGCGACAGGGCGCAGAAACGCCCCCCUACCCCAAACUGCAGGCUGGCAGUGGAGUCGGAGACCUCAACAAGAACUUGUUGAUUCAACCCUACAGCGCCGCCUCUGAAUCCUCCCAGCUCAUCCACAGUGUUGGCCCAAGCAAACUGGACGUUCAGUAGCCAGGACCUUCUCAGGAGCUGGUAGAAACAGGAGGAACAGACCAAGAAACCGUCACCUCUGUCUGCAACAACAACAACAAUCAUCAUCUCCACAAGGAACAAAUGCUGAACAACUAAUUUCACAUCUGUAUAACAGUAAAGCUUCUGGCCACUUUUGAGGCAGUGCACAUGGGCAAUUUUGACUCUCACAAACAGAACACAGUUUGACAAAAUCAUGCAGAUAAUGUGAAGUAUGUUAAUGACAUGGUUAUGUGAUAGAGUAGGAAGUGGGAUCAGCAUUGUUGCAUGUCAUGAAAAAGUUUAGGGAAGUGAAACGGCUGUAAACUAAGGAAACUACAGCAGUGUUGGGAAAGUUACUUUCAAAAUGUAAUACAAUACAUAUUACUAGUUACCUUCAUUUGAAAAUAAUUAGUUACAUUACGAUGUCUCUUUUUCUGAAAAAUAAUGCGUUACUUAUAACACUACUUUUGCGUUACUUUCACCAAAGACUGGGCAUUAUAAAAUGGAAGGCGGUCAUGUUGUUUAACAGCAGCAGAUCAAAGCAAAGAAAGCUCAACUGUAUUGCGGGUCAUUAAUGUACAAAGCCAGUAGGUGAUAUUGUACAGCCAAAUGAAGGCUCCAGCGCGCAGAUCUGGCCCAUUCAUGCAAUCACAUGCAGUGGUUACCUUUUUUUUUUAAAAUUAAAAUCACCUUUACAUAAACAAAAAGUUAAAAUUAAUCAAAAUCACAUUUAUUAAAAUCAUCCUCUUAUAUUAACACAGGGAGGGGCAGGCAGCAGAUCAAAGUCUGAUAAAUUAUGAGAUGGGGAUACAUUUUUGUGGGCCUAUUAUAUGAAACACAAUAAACAAGUACUGAGGUUAGAAAAACAUCCAACACGCUAAAGGACAAUUGACGGCAUCACCCAGAUGUGUUGAUCACUUGGAUGAGGAAAAACAACAGAGCCUGUCUUCUUAUCCCUGCUACUUUCAAGCAGCCUUUAGAUGCAAACCAGAAUGGGAUACUUAGUAGACGUUACAGAUAUGUGAACACACAGGACAGCAUCACCCAGAUGUGCUGGUCACUGGCACCCUUCUAUUGCCUAAUGUCACCUGUAAUGACAUGACAAGACACAAAAACCUUUCGGGGAUAUUUUUACUGGUGACACACUGGCAGAGUCGGCACGGUGUGGAUGAAUAAAAAAUUUUAAACAACAAACACUUAAUUUCAGGUGGUAACGCCUUAUGUGACGUAGAUGUAAUUGUAUUACCCAAAAACCUGUUGGUAACAGUUACUGACAGCAAAAAUUUUGUUCAUGUUAUAAAACUUACUGUAAAGGCAUGAGCUGAGGAUUCAAGCUCAGUGGCAGCCGGAAUCUGCACACUUCACUUUUCAUUUACAUAUUUUUUGCAUUUAAUUAUCUCACAAAGUUCCCUGACAUUGCACUUAAUCUUUUCAUGACUUUUUUUUUUACUUCUGUACCUGUGGGAACCAGUAUUGCCUAGAUGCACUGCCACAAAAUAUCACUCGAGUUAUCACCUGCUUUAAUAUCUCAUCCCUGCUUUUGUAAAACUUUGUAAAUAGAUCCGACUGGGUGGAGGAGUCAGGGAGCGUCUCUGUAGCAGUUUAUCUGGAGGGGAAGCUGUAAAAACAGACACUAUUGUGUGAAUCCUGUGUAGCAUCUUCAGUGAGGACUAGCUAGUUGAGCUGUUAAUGGUUGUAGCUGUACUUGAACAGUGUGUGGGAGCUUCUCUCUGUCUGUCAGUGUUUCUGAUGGUUCCUGUGUGUUUAUCUCUUCUGCUGACAGCGACUCCUACUUCUAUAAAAAACUCAGACUGCUGUAGAUUUCCUGUCACCCUGACGCUGGAGAAAAAAAACCCCAUCAAUGACUGAUAUUAUAACCCCACUGCUGACCCAUAACACUUAGCCUGUCGCUUUGAUUUUUCUGCUGCUUGUCACUUGAUCGCUGGACAUUUUGUGGACGACCCACAGAGAGGACAUGAAGAAAACCUUGGAGGGGAACUAAAAAAUUAUGUCAAAUGUCCUGUAUUUUUAUCUGCAGGUUGGGAAAAUAUUCACACAGUGUGUUGUGUAUUUGUCUGGCACUGACUGUAACCACGCUAGCUGCAAUUUAUAGUGUGCACUUACAGUAGUUAUGUGUUUCACUGCUCUAACGAUGCUGGUAUCUCCACCUCAGCUCAUUCCCCCCCAACUAAAAUAUACCUCACCAAUUCAGAACAGAGUCUGGGGUUAGACAGCGGCCACCUCGCAGCUCAUCACCUCUGAGGCCUUAAACCUCUGUGCAGUCAAAACAACCCUUCCACUGUGCUUCGCCCUCAGGCUGUUUCAUCCAGCAUGUGCACUUUUGUUGUUUAAAGGCCCUUUUCGACAGAAAGACCCUGGAUGUACAGAAACAAGAACAAAAAAAUAUCCCCUGAGCAAGUCUGUGUUUGAUUUUAAGCUGCAACUGAUCAGACAGAUCACAAGGAAGUGAGGGGAAAAUGGCAAUUAUAUGAAAGCAACAUUGGAUUACCAGCAGGGCAAAGCAUGCCACUACACCACAGACUGGCAGGGCCACAGACUCUCUGGGGCCCCAAAAGCCCCAGGUUUAUUGUGUGGAUGAACAAGGCCAUAGGCAGGAUUGUAGAAAAACUGAGGUAAUAGAUCCAAACUCCCCUAGCAGAGCCCCACCCACCUAAAAAAAAUCACCAACCAGACUCACUGUAUUUAUUCAAUAGUAUUUAAGGAAAAUCAUGUUCUAUUUGUUCAGUUAUAUUAUUUUUGUAGAUUCCAUCUCCCACCAUUACGGCCUGGUAUCAGGCAUGUCAUUCUGGUUAAGAAUACUAAUUAAUUGAUCUACGUUAUUUUAUCUGUUUAUUUGACCAGCCACCAACCAAACUUAUGAGUAUGUAAGGAAAAUCACAGUCUAUAUCAUCUAUUUAAAUAUUCUGUUUUAUGUAUUUUUUCUCCUUUUUAUCUCCUCACAUUAUGAUUCAGUACCAAGUAUAAUAUUGUGGUGGAGAAUCUUACAUUAUUUUAGUUUUUCAAAUGUAAUUUGUUUGCCUUAAAAUCAUAGAAGAAUAUUAGAAUCUGCUUAUAAAACCCUCCACAAAAUGUGUGGAUGUAAUACAGAUUGGAAAAUCACAUUCUAUUUAUACAGCUGUUCAUUUACAAUAUGGUCUGGUGCAAGAUAUAUCAUUUUAGUAAAAAAAAAAAAAAAAUCUGCAUUUCAUUAAUUUCUUAUAUAGUUUAUGUGAUUGAUCUCCAUCAAAACAGUCAAAAAAUAUUUGAAUCAGCCUUAAAAAACACAAACUACAACUUCUUUAAUGUAUUCUCUGUCAUGUCAUUAUAAACCUUCCAGUUUUUUAGAAAUAAGACUGAGAACAUGACAUCAGUGUCCAAUGACAACAUCUUUAUUUACAUUUAUAGUGUGCUCAAUUAAUGUAUAUUCUUAUAUAACUCUGUUUAACUUGUUAACUUUAAGGUGACAAGUUAGCUGGUGGUAGUGGUGUUAGUGUGGAGUCUCAGCAGGGGCCCACAGCACAUUUUUGCCCCUGCAGGUUAAUGCAACUAUGGCUGACAGUAUGAACUGAGUCACAGGGACUUUUGGGGAUGUAAGAACAGAUUGAAAUGAAUCAAAUUUGAAUCCAGGUGCAAAGAGAGCUCUUCAAAAACCUUUUUGUUGUGGAAACGCAGCUCUCCUGCUCCUCCGAGGUGCCACACUGAGGGGAAAAACUGUUUCCCCGUCACUGCUGCAACCUUCAUUUUAUGUUUUCACUCUCCUGCUGGCGUCCCUCUCUCCAUGUUAGCUCAUUAUUCCUCCAGAUUCUGCUGAAGCUCAUCGUAAGAGGGUCUCCAGGGUCCCCUUGUAUAUGAAGUAAAAAUAAAGGACAUAAUGUUUAUCCUAAUAUUACUUAACUCUGUGACACUGCAGCUUGGUGGAAUAUAUCAUUGUAGAUGUGGUGCAUGGAUAACUGCUGAAAAAGAACAAUAAACUUCAUCAAGCCAUUUGUGUCAGUGAGCUGGAUAAAUAAACAAAUGCAUAAUAAUGGCAAACAGACAAUUUGGGUUGAGGAUAUGAAAUGAAGAGUACUGUUAAAGAUUUCAAAGCUGUACAAGAUGUUUAAUCACUGACAUUGAUACCAAGUGACUGAUGAACUGACAAAUGUAGUGUAGGGCUUAAUGCAGCCACUUUUAUUUAUCAUUAUAUCUCACUGUGUGUUGACUUUAUGCUGCACUGAAAUUAAAACUGACCUGCAAAAGUUGAA